Colletotrichum acutatum is the source of this 465-nucleotide messenger RNA. RefSeq lists its product as uncharacterized. Lineage: Eukaryota; Fungi; Ascomycota; Sordariomycetes; Glomerellales; Glomerellaceae. The transcript has a single exon. The coding region runs from base 120 to 356 and encodes 78 amino acids. The record is from RefSeq and is a predicted model, not a curated record.
UAGGUGGUUGCUGUUGUACAGAGGGCGCGCGGGCGCUCUACCUCAAGCCUCGUGUGCAAAGAGAAUUAGCGAUGGAAAGGACGGGCUGAAGCCGGAGCCUGUCGUCGGUCGUCGGAUAGAUGGGUAUGGGACGCUCGAACGUGGUCGCGUGGGUUUCUGUCCGUACGUUUCGCAGUCUUUCUCUCCUUGUCGGUGUUGGGGGAGAGGAGGGGUGGUGUGUGGGUGUGGAUGCGUGGAUGCGUGGAUGCGUGGUGGUUUUUGGACUCGGGGAGAGAAUGGCUGUGGUGAGGGUGAGAUGGGCCACCGGACGUCGUCGAGAUUGGAUUGAUUGCGUAGAGGUACGGUUACUUAGGUAAGGUAAAAGGUGCCCUUUUGGCCCAAUGAAAUCGCGGGCUUUCUACGCAGUAGGAACUUUGAGUCGGAGGGUCGGUCGUCGGAGUUCCCAGGUUGGCACUUUGGCUUGGC